Medicago truncatula (barrel medic) is the source of this 2299-nucleotide messenger RNA. RefSeq lists its product as uncharacterized. Bases 661 to 2085 code for a protein of 474 amino acids. The transcript has 2 exons. Lineage: Eukaryota; Viridiplantae; Streptophyta; Magnoliopsida; Fabales; Fabaceae. The record is from RefSeq and is a predicted model, not a curated record.
GAUGGUCACAUGAUUAACAAUUAAAACUCACAUUUAAACUAUUAGAUUAAAAUAAGAUGAAAGGUGGAGAUUUGGAGUAAGUCUAUAAAUAUACUCUUAGAGUCAAAAUAUCCCUCCCCUUAUUAUAAAAUGUUAAUAAAAUUUUGAUUGUAACCGGAUAUUUUAAAGGUGUAACUAGAAAAAGUCUUCUAAAAAUCAAAAUGUUUGAAUAGGUGGUCACAUUUAAUUUAAUUUAAUUAUUUUAUGCGAAGGAACAUGUGAAAAACCAAAGAGAGAAAUGAGGAAAUUGUUUUUUACCAACUUCACUACAUACGAAAAAAAUACUUUUUUGUAGGAAUUGAUAGUGGUUGUAGUUUUGUUCACACUCUUAUAAUCACUUUUUUUUUUUCCACCCAUUUCCUUUGGCUUUAAGCACCACCUUCAUAAUCGCUUUUUCCCCCAAUUCUUCUGGUUUUUAAGCACCAUCUCCAUCUUCAUCUUCCUCACUCAUUUCAUUCCACACCAACCCUCUUUCUUUCUUCAUCCUUCACUUACUCACAGUCACAUAUAGCCACACUAACACCAUUCACAAAGAAAAGCCACUUCCUUUAGCAAAACCCAUUUUCACGUUUUCACCAAAACCCAUUUUCUCAUCUAAAGUUUUCACCUUUCUGCUUUAUCAUGAACAUUCAACCCAAAGUUGAACCUGGGUCACCACCAGGUUUCCAUUCCACAAAUCCUAACGACUUUGAAAAAAAGAGUAUUCAUGAGCUUGUUAUGGUGUUACGUGGAACGUGUCAAUUGGAAAUUUUUGAUAGUGUUGAAGCUGUUUUGGAGAAUAGGUAUAUGAGACUCAGAGAAGAGCUUCAACUGGAGAAACUCUCAAGGUUGUACGCUGAGUCUGAGUUUAAGAAAAGAGAAGAGAUUUGUGAGAAAGGGAAGAAAGUUCAAGAAAGUUAUGAAGCACUUUUGAAAGAAGUUAAGGUGAAUGGAUUAGCUAAUAGUGAUACUAUUGAAGAGCUAAGUAGGAAGAAAAUUGAUUUGGAGGUAGAAGUUGAAAAGUUGAAGGAGAAAUGUUUUGAUGGUAGCAAUGAAAUUUAUGUGUUAAGAAGAAAGAAUGGUGAAUUAGAGUCUGAAAUUUUGGAGUUGAGGAAGUUGAAUGAAAAGAGGAUGGGGGAUAAUAAUGAACUUGGUGUAUUGAGGAAAAUGAUUGGUAAAUUGGAGCAUGAAGUUUCGGAGUUGAGGAAAUCGAAGAAGAAAUGGUUAGAUGAUGGCAAUGCUUUUGAUGCGCUUAGAAAUAAGGUUCGUGUAUUGGAGGGUGAUAAGAAUGCUUUGGCUGGGGUUGAGGUUAAAAAUGGCGAAUUGAAGGAAAUAGUGAAGAAAUAUAAGGAAACUAUAAGUAGGUUGGGGAAAGAAAAGAGUAAGUUGGCUGAUGAGAAACGUAAGAUUGAGAUAUUGCUUGGGUCUAUGUACAAAAAGUUUAAAGGACUGCUUGGAAGACUUUCGGGGUUGGAGGAUGAUACCAAACUUUUGAAGAGUGUAGGUGCCUCUGGUGGUGGUAGUAAUGAGGGGAAGUCACAUGUUGAUCCUAUGGCUGCUAAUAUUGAAGACAGAGAUGAAGAGGAUUUUCUUGACGAUGAGUUAGAAAAUGACACUGUUGAGGAGGCUGCUCCUUUACAGACAAAUGAAGAUGCUAAUCACACUCUUGGAGUUGCUGCUAGUACUCAACCGCAGAGCAAAGGGAACAAGGAUGUGCAAGGUUCAUCAUCAGCUAGUGGAAGAGUGAAACUGGAUAAGAAUAUUGAGGUCAUAUACCUUGACGACGACGAUGUUGGGUCUAUGUCUCGAGGAGUACAUGAAAAGAAAGCUUUUUUUGGAUUUGCUGCGAAGAAUGAGGUUCCAAGUCCAUCCGUGGCAACACAACAAAAAAGCAAAUUUCCCAAUGCAGUUGACACUGUUAAAAGAAAAUUUUCUUUGAGCGACAUUGAAAUCUCCAGUGCCAGUUCUUCAUCCUCCGACGAUUCGUCAUUUCUCGAUGAUCUUACAAUAAGGUCUGUGGUAUCACUUGAAAGAAGGAAAAAAAGUAGGCAGACGGAGCAGGCCUGAACUAUUAGCCAAAGUAAUUGGGCUAUAACAUGAUAUAUAUAUAUAUAUAUAUAUCCUUGUUAGCCACAUGACCUUUUGUUAGGUUUUAUCGAAGAGUUGACUCAUCCUUUUGUUAGGUCUUAGUUUUGAAAAUAUAUAACAAUGUUUGGUUAUUGUUAGGUUUUUAUUGAACAAUUAACUCAUCAGAGCCAUGGUACAUUUAUUAUUCUCUAGA